AUGGUCACGUACUUGCCUAUCUCUUCGCCGUUCAUUCGAUUCGCCGGCCGCUACGUUGAUGAAGCUUUAGGUGUUGCCGCUGGAUACAACUUCUUUAUCUUCGAGGCCGCUCUGGUCCCUUUCGAGAUUGUCGCCGUCAGCAUUAUUAUUAAAUACUGGACCGAUGCGAUUCCCGUCGCCGCCAUGAAUGUGGUUGUCAUUAUACUCUAUGGGGUAUUAAAUCUCUUUGCUGUGAAAUGGUACGGUGAAGCAGAGUUCUGGCUCUCACUAGGCAAGGUCUUGUUGAGCACAGGCCUGAUCUUAUAUACAUUCAUCGUCAUGCUGGGCGGCAACCCGCUCGGCGAUCGAUUUGGCUUCCGUUACUGGAACGAACCAGGUGCCUUCAACGAGUACUACAAGACAGGGGAUACCGGCAAGUUCCUCGGUGUCCUCGCAGCUGUCAUCACAGCCAGUUUCACCAUCGCCGGUCCGGACUAUGUCUCCAUGGCCGCCGGUGAGACCGUUAAUCCGCGCAAGGUUCUACCCAAAGCCUUCAACGGUGUCUUCUACCGUCUCACGGCAUUCUUCGUUCUGGGUGUUCUCUCCGUCGGCAUUCUGGUGCCGUACAACGAUAAGGCCAUGGCCGAUGCUUUCGACAAUGGCAAGCCCGGUGCUGCGGCCUCACCCUAUGUUAUCUCCAUGGAUCGCCUGAAGAUCCCCAUCCUUCCAGACAUCGUCAACGCCGUCAUUCUCACCGCUUCGUUCAGCGCGGGCAACAGCUACAUGUACUGUGCCAGUCGCAGUCUGUACGGGCUAGCGAUUGAGGGCAAAGCCCCACGCUUCCUUACUAAGUGCACCAACAACGGCGUUCCCAUCUACUGUGUCGGUAUAGUGCUCGUCAUCGGUCUCUUGAGUUUCCUGCAGGUAUCCAACAGCGCAGCAGUCGUGCUGGACUGGUUUGUCAAUCUGGUCACUGCCUCCCAACUCAUCAAUUUCUCCGUCGUCACAUUCACGUUCAUCCGCUUCAAGAAAGCUCUCGACGCCCAAGGUAUCCCCCGGGAAACCUUGCCAUAUCGCAGCUGGUUCCAGCCGUAUAUCGCCUACUUCGCUUGCGCUUGCACAACGGUCAUGGCUUUCGUCGGUGGCUAUACCGUCUUCCUGCCCGGCAACUGGUCCAUCGCGACAUUCUUCUUCUCCUACACCAUGAUCGGCGUCUUCCCGGUUAUUUACUUCGGGUGGAAAUUCUUCCACAAGACCAAGUUGCUCAAACCUGAGGAGGUUGAUCUGGUCACUGGUGUAGCUGAGAUCGAGGAUUAUACCAGAGACUUCGUGGUCAUACCGCCGAAGAAUGUCGUAUACAAGUGGUUCCAAAUUAUCUUUGAAUAG
Messenger RNA from Penicillium psychrosexuale, 1365 nucleotides. RefSeq names its product putative general amino acid permease (Agp2). Bases 1 to 1365 code for a protein of 454 amino acids. Gene Ontology annotation, biological process: amino acid transmembrane transport. The record is from RefSeq and is a predicted model, not a curated record. Gene Ontology annotation, cellular component: membrane. NCBI's taxonomy places the organism in Eukaryota, Fungi, Ascomycota, Eurotiomycetes, Eurotiales, Aspergillaceae. Gene Ontology annotation, molecular function: amino acid transmembrane transporter activity. The transcript has 4 exons.